CGAAACGUCACCCUCGACUUUUGAGACCCAACUUGCAAUUGUGAUUCUUCGACAAGUAAAUUUGACUCUCGUUCCAGCCCAAUCAUGUCCGACAAGAUCACAGAAGACGAGCUCAAGGUUGAGAAGACCGAAGGCUUCAAGGUGGGCGAGAAGAAGACGCUCGACGAGUAUCUGAAGCUAGAUGAAGGAGAUGAGUCACUCAAGACGUACAAGAAGUCCUUGGGCCUGAGCAAGGGAGAGCCUCUGCCUGUCGACCCUAAUGACAAGCGAACGUGUGUCAUUCUGUCGCUGGCGUUGGAGAGCGAGGGCCGACCAGACAUCGUUGUCGACUGUUCUCAGCCAGGUCAACUUGAAAACCUCAAGAAGAACCCGUUCACCAUCAAGGAAGGCGCCACGUUUCGAAUGAAGGUCAGAUAUCGGGUGCAGGGUGACAUCAUCUCGGGCCUCAAAUACGUGCAAGUGGUGAAACGCAUGGGAAUAACACAGAAGUCUCAGGAAAUGAUUGGCUCAUACGCACCGAACACCAAGGAACAGCCCUUUUAUGAGAAGAAAUUUGAGCCAGAUGAGGCACCCUCUGGCAUGAUGGCGCGAGGCGACUACACGGCCGUCUCCCGGUUCAUUGAUGACGAUGACAAGGAGCAUUUGCGUUUCGAAUGGGCCUUCAAAAUUAAGAAGGAUUGGUGAUUUUUUCCCUCAACGUUUUCGAAACCCGGCGCAAGCAAAUGUAUCUCUCCGGUAUCGAGAAAAGUGAAGCAAACUAUGGCUAGAUCAGGCCCCCAAAACACUACCGCACGACUUGCUUUAACAUAUAACGAUCCUUCCCUAUACAGACACUGAAGCUCGAAAUCACGAAACAUGUUUGACCAAUAGAA
Verruconis gallopava is the source of this 872-nucleotide messenger RNA. RefSeq lists its product as uncharacterized. Gene Ontology annotation, cellular component: cytoplasm; membrane; cytosol. Gene Ontology annotation, biological process: Rho protein signal transduction. The coding region runs from base 85 to 684 and encodes 199 amino acids. Gene Ontology annotation, molecular function: protein binding; Rho GDP-dissociation inhibitor activity. The record is from RefSeq and is a predicted model, not a curated record. The transcript has 4 exons. NCBI's taxonomy places the organism in Eukaryota, Fungi, Ascomycota, Dothideomycetes, Venturiales, Sympoventuriaceae.